This is a messenger RNA of Fusarium graminearum PH-1, 396 nucleotides long. RefSeq lists its product as uncharacterized. The record is from RefSeq and is a predicted model, not a curated record. The coding region runs from base 1 to 396 and encodes 131 amino acids. The transcript is spliced from 2 exons. Lineage: Eukaryota; Fungi; Ascomycota; Sordariomycetes; Hypocreales; Nectriaceae.
AUGGCCGACGAUUGUGUUUGUGGCGAAGUUGGUCAACAUAUAAUCCAGCAAACCGUACUACCAAGCCGCGAAACUGCAGUCGAUAGCAUCUUGAUUUUGUAUGAGCAGUUCAAACCCUUGGCACGCGGAGUACUCAAGUGCUCCAUCUGCUCUAUCGAUCGCUCGAUACUCUUGGACGUCCUACAUGCCCUGGAGAGGCUCAUCGAUCUCUGCAGCAGCGCGAUUGCUUCCAUAGAUUCAGGUUCAACAGCAAGCGAGAACAACCUUCCUGAGCCUAUGUUGCGCCACGGUGAAGAGAGCCAGAACCCAACAGUUAGCUCCAAAGACCACACAAAUGAAAAACCUCGAGUUGUCCUCGGCCGGGCAUACAAUGCUACAGAUGAUAGCCCUUACUAG